Molecule: messenger RNA, 1197 nt
Organism: Synchytrium microbalum
Lineage: Eukaryota; Fungi; Chytridiomycota; Chytridiomycetes; Synchytriales; Synchytriaceae
Exons: 4
Coding region: 1-1197 (398 amino acids)
Molecular function (GO): protein binding
Source: RefSeq, a predicted model, not a curated record
AUGCAAAUGAUCACUCUAGUAGAAUUGCACACUGACGUACUGCAGCUGAUUUUGGCGCAGCUGGACGCAUCGAGUUUGGUUCACAUCGGGGCAAGCAACAAACUCUUCAAAGACCUGACUGAAGAUGAGGCUCUAUGGCGCGAAUUAUCGCUAACUGACUGGCCUUGGUUCUUCUGGAAUGGCAAAUGUGAACGCACGGCAUUCACAUAUCAGAUAUCUGCUGGUGUUGGAGAUGCAGAUGAGGCCGGCGAGGUCCUGACCAAAUGUCCAUGUCGGCAUAGCGUCAGACAACACCCUGGAAUACCUCUGCCUGCAUCCUAUCGCCAAGCAUAUAGACUUAUUGCUCAAGGUGGAUGUUGGAGUGGAUUCAUUCAUGUACUCAAUUCUCUCUCUGACCGUCCAAUGAGUGCUUUUAUAGGACUUGCUACUUACAACAAACCAUCAAAAUCCUUCCUGAUAACAUACAAACCAGAACCGCUUUUGAGAGCCCGAUCAGGUCAACGAGUUAUAGUACAGCAUCCCCCAACUCCUGACGUAGAGAUGGGAGCAAAUCCACUUGAACCUAUCGCCGAAGAAUCUAUACCAUUGACCCAACGACAUCGAUUUCGACGAGUACCUGAAGAGUUACUAGAUUUAGAUCCUCGUGAAUAUUAUGCUCGAGAUUUAUUUAGUACUCCACCACCUUUAUAUUGGUCGUCAGAUCGUGAAGAACAAGCAUGGAUGCCUGGAAAUCUGAAACCGGGAGAUGAGGUUGAAAUUCAAUGGAGAAUGAGACCAUCUUAUGGGUACGGGUGGUGGCGUGGGUUUGUCUCGGGAUGGCAUAGGCAAGGUCCUGAAGAUGCCAAUGCAGGGAUUGUAGUCAUGUUUCCGCACUACCCACCUAGGUCACAUUGGAGGUCUGUGAUUGUCGAUGUACAAGGUAUCCCUCGACCCAACUUUCAACCACAGAUCGGACGUGAAUUCGGAGCUGUUGGUGGUGUAAGGAAGGUGCAAUGUAUAAAGCAUACUGGAUUGUGGAGGGCAGUGUUUCGACGUGUAUCGUGGUAUGACGAACGUAACGUUGAACCAGCUGUGCAACAAGCGCCAGGAGCUCUUCAGAUCCUAGUUGGUGGUGAUGAAGCUGCAAUCCAACUCUUGUUGAAUAAUAAUAUAGUGGUCGAGCCAGUUGAUCAAGAUGUCGAUAUGCCAGAAGAAUAG